AUGAAACAUGGAGUCGCGUUCAGAAAACUCUCGAGACCAACUGCUCACAGGAUGCUCAUGUUAAGAAACAUGGUGUCUUCGCUCAUUGAACACGAGCAAAUCCAGACGACCUUUCCAAAGGCAAAGGAGGCGGCUAGGUUGGCGGAAAAGCUCAUUACGCUGGGCAAGAAGGGAAAAGAUAGCAAUCGUUCAUCCGCACAAAGCUUCUUAGCGUCGACAAGACUACUUCCCAAGGUGUUCGGCGAUCUGGCUGAGCGGUACAAGGACCGGCCUGGAGGGUAUACUCGCAUUUACAAAUAUGGGCGCCGACCUGGUGACAAUGCGCCUAAAGCAAUUCUCGAGCUUGUUGACGGGCCGCGAGAUACCAAAUUUGAGAUGACGGCCCGCAAAGUCGGAUGGGAGGUCAUGGGUUGGAAAGAGAAAGGGGAGCAUACGGACCUUUAUAACGGCGUUGAGAAUGGCGUUGAAAGCAUUGAAGUGAUGGGCGGUAACGCCAGCUUUCUGAGAAAGGGGACCAGAGAAGACGUCGCCAAAGUGUUGCAGUAUCGCAACGAAGCCGAACGUGCCGAGUUUGGAACCAAGGCAGCAGCAUACCUGAAUACAUUAUUGGUCGAAAAGGACGCGCGCAACAAGACUAGGAAAGAAUUCGUUAAGAAGCUCUCGGAUGACGUCGAGAAGAAGAAGAUUGAUUUUGCCGUUCAAGUCCAAGAAGCUCGACUUUGGCGUCGUGUCUGGCACCGAGCUCCUGGGCAAGUGAUGCCAUCGUCCACACUGGGCAGCUUGCAGCUAGCCAAGAAGGCAAUGGCAAAGAAGCGACCAUGGCAACUGGAAAAAUCGCCAGCCGGCUACAGCCCCUUGGAGAUUUCCGCCAGCAAGCGGUUCUUGCCUCGAAAGACGAUCCGGGUAAAGACGGUCGAGGUCAUUGUCGACAAAGAUGGCGAGAGAAAGAGCACGUCAAAGAUUGAAGAGGGUCGAUCAAUCAAAGAGAUGCCAUUCCGGAAGAAGGCGCUGCCGCCAAAAGUGCAAUCUGCACUCAAGAUAUGA
Serendipita indica DSM 11827 is the source of this 1044-nucleotide messenger RNA. The record is from the annotation of a GenBank genome assembly. NCBI's taxonomy places the organism in Eukaryota, Fungi, Basidiomycota, Agaricomycetes, Sebacinales, Serendipitaceae.